CUCAACAAGGGAAACUUUAUUGUUCCCGUUGGGGGGCGAGGAUGUCGGUGAACUACGCGGCGGGGCUAUCGCCGUACGCGGAUAAGGGCAAGUGCGGCCUCCCGGAGAUCUUCGACCCCCCUGAGGAGUUGGAGCGGAAGGUGUGGGAGCUGGCACAGCUGGUUUGGCAGUCCUCCCAUGUGGUGUUCCACACGGGCGCUGGCAUCAGCACCGCCUCGGGCAUCCCUGACUUCAGAGGCCCCCAUGGCGUCUGGACGAUGGAGGAGCGGGGCCUGGCUCCCAAGUUCGACACCACCUUCGAGAGCGCGCGGCCCACACAGACGCACAUGGCGCUAGUGCAGCUGGAGCGCGUGGGCCUUCUCCGCUUCCUGGUCAGCCAGAACGUGGAUGGGCUGCACGUGCGCUCUGGCUUUCCUAGGGACAAGCUGGCAGAGCUUCAUGGGAACAUGUUUGUAGAAGAAUGUGUCAAGUGUAAGACGCAAUAUGUCCGGGACACUGUGGUGGGCACCAUGGGCCUCAAAGCCACUGGCCGGCUCUGCACCAUGGCCAAGGCAAGAGGCCUGCGGGCCUGCAGGGGGGAGCUGAGAGACACCAUCCUGGACUGGGAGGACGCCCUCCCCGAACGGGACCUCACUCUUGCUGAUGAAGCCAGCAGGAUCGCGGACCUGUCUGUCACACUAGGCACCUCCCUCCAAAUCCGGCCCAGCGGGAACCUGCCGCUGGCCACCAAGCGCCGCGGAGGCAGGCUGGUCAUCGUCAACCUCCAGCCCACCAAGCACGACCGCCAGGCUGACCUCCGCAUCCACGGCUACGUAGACGAGGUCAUGACCCGGCUCAUGAAACACCUGGGCCUGGAGAUCCCCGCCUGGGACGGGCCCCGCGUGGUGGAGAGGGCGCUGACGCCCCUGCCCCGCCCGCCCGCCCCCAAGCUGGAGCCCAAGGAGGAGGCCCCCACCCAGUUCGAUGGUCCAGCGCCGGCCGGCCCCAAGCGAGAGCCCACAACCGAACCCCCCGCUCAGCACAAUGGUUCCGGGCCCGUCAGCCCCAAGAGGGAGCAGCUGGACAGUCCUGCCCCCCGCAGGACCCCUAAAAGGGUGAAGACCGAGCUGCUUCCCAGCUGACCAGGGGGCCCGGGCGGGCGGGCUUUUUAUAGAAACCGUGUUUGUCUUUUUCUUACCGGCUCACUUUGUGACUUGCCUCUGUCCUGGGGCAGGAGAUCUCAGGGCAGUGAGGGCUGUGCUGCAGGCCCAGGGCAAACUCGCCCUCCACGGGGCUUCCUUUAGCUCCUGGGGCCUGUGGUCGGGGCCUGGGGAGGAGCCACCCUGCCCUGGACCCUGACCUUCGAGCUGACACCACAGUACCUUCUCUGCUCCAGCCCACGACUCAGGACUCAGGACGUUUUCUGGGGGAGAUGUGGCCACGCCCUCCCUCAGUUUCCAGCCUAAACAGAAAUUAACUCCCUCUGCUCCCUGGGCGCUCACACCCCCAACCCCUGCCUCCCCCAAAUGGCCUUCACAGUCCCUCCAGAGGGGGAGGGGCCGACCCUCCAUUUCAGAGCCAAACUUCCUGGUGGGACAGGCAGUAGAGUGUGGCACUGCCUUGGACUGAAGGGAGAAGGGCCCCCCCGGCUCCCUCCAGGCUUCCAGAAAAGUCUUCAGUGCAAUAAAAGCAUUAUUUCUUGCA
Molecule: messenger RNA, 1683 nt
Organism: Myotis myotis
Lineage: Eukaryota; Metazoa; Chordata; Mammalia; Chiroptera; Vespertilionidae
Gene: SIRT6
Product: sirtuin 6
Exons: 8
Coding region: 42-1121 (359 amino acids)
Molecular function (GO): NAD+ binding
Source: RefSeq, a predicted model, not a curated record